UGCUCAAUUUAUAUGCAAUUUGUAAUUGUUAUGUAAACUUUCUUUAUAUUUUUUACGUUUUGCCUUUUUUGGUAAAAGAAUAUAAAUCUGUAAUCAUUAUUUUUGUCCACCUCUUCAUUUAUAUCGAUUUUUUUAAAGUUUUGUCACAAUCCGUAGUGUUUCUUGAACCGUUUUCAGUUUUAUCCCAUUCCGUUACUCCCACUAUUCUCUGUUCCUUUACAUUUCGUCUUGAUUUAAAUCCAAAGGCUUUUUGUAUGCAAAGUACCAUUCAACCAUUAAACAAUUGCGAUCUAAGAACUGUUAGUUAGUCAAACUGUAUCUUUAAACUCGAACGGCAAACUGCUACUGUGUGUAUCUUAAUCAAAAAAGUCUGUAAGUGCGGCAGCAAAAAGGCCAUAAAUUAAAACUAAUAAUGGAUCGCUGAAUCCUGAGAUAACAAACGAAAAACUAAAGCGCAAUGAAUGAAUGUGAACACGAAAUCUCGCAGAUACUUACUUCUAGAAAUGUUGUUUAGGUUCAGAUAAUCCAAUUACGUUAACACUGACGAAAGGUCGUAGAAACAUGUAUAAUUGCCUGUCUGGCGCCGUUCUACGCAGUGUAUGCAUAACAUUCGGUGGUGUCAAUGUCAGUGGGCCAGUCAAUCAAUAUAUCGAGCCACGAAUCGAUACAAUAACUUAUUAUUACUAAAAGACUUGCCGAUCGUGAUACUUUUCCGUUAACCACAAAAAGCCUAUUAGUCCAUUAGCCCUCGAAAGACUUUCACAGUUAAUAGAAUUUCCCACUGGUUCUUUAUAUAAUUUGUGGCUGUUCAAUCCUCCGCAAGGUGGUGAGAACGCCGACUCUUGCGCACUUAUGUCAUAGGUUCAGGGGGCAGCUAGCUUGCUAAUGCAGAGCGGUGGCGUAUACUUAAUUUAAUUUGCUUCUGGCAUUCUUGCAGUACAGUGAUAAACGCGCCUUCGUGCAGAUUUAGUCACGGUUUUGAAUUCCCCAAGUUCGCGCAAUCCAAAACAUUUACAGAACGCGUCUUUCUGUUCAAAGAAGCAAAUCAAAAACUCUUGUUUCAAUUUACAAGACUAAUAAUUUUGUAAAAAAGUGGACUGUGUUGUUUGUGAUCGUGGUUCAUUCAAUGCGCAGCGGAAUAAACUGUUUCAAUAAGCUAAACCGAGCUUUAAAGUAAAUUUAAGUCUAUUAUAUUUUAAUGGUAAGUUCUGAUUUAUAAUUGCAAUCAAUUUGAAAAGUUGCCACAAUUAUAGGAAAUAUGUUUAUACAUCUAUGAUGGGUAUCGUUUUCAGAUAGGUCUCUUUUAUUGUUGUCCUUUCAACUCUUAUGGUAUAACAAUUACGUUUGCAAUUUUAAACAAAUAUUUAAGCAAUUGAGUUUAUGUUUUCAACUACCGCAAGCUACAUCUUAAAUAAUUCGAUUUGUGUUUAACCUAUGUAAUAACCCUGUUACUAUACUCGUACUUAACCGUCCAUAGAUGUAAUCUAUGGAUAAGCCAAUUCAUAUUACCUACAAUACUACUUAUAUUAACAUUCGUUUAGCAAUUACUAAGGUUUUUUUCAUUAAGAUAAACACUUUUGGCAUACUUUUGAAUUUCCGAAAUUAAAAAAAAAAUUGAAACCUCACCCGUAUUGGGAUCAGCAAGGAGCUGGGUGACCACCAGUCGUCUUUCUGUCUCCAUAUGAGGAUUCACCGAAGAACACUCCAAUAAACCACCAUGGCCUUCAGUUUGCAAUGUUUAUGUUUGAUUUGUUUCUCGCAAAUAAUUAUCUCUUCAGUUGCUUUUCGUAACUUUAUCAAUCCUUGACGAAAAAGCAUAUUCUUACCAUAUAUAUAAUAAUAUUGAACUGUAACUGAAUGUUAAGUCGAGCCACAUCAAGAUCUCACUGUAGCAUCUUAAUAUAGUGUAUAGCAUUUUAGACUCGUAUUCGUACCCUUUGUCAUAGUUUGCGAUUUUAAAAGCCAACAGCAACAAUUAUAUAGCCACACCAUAUAGUCAACAUUUGAUUUGUUUGCACCCAGACCCACCAACCCAGCGCGCUUCUUGUCAUUAGUUGUUUAUUGAAAGCAUUUAAUAUUGUACGAGUAUGUGACAUAUGAUGUCGUGGUUUGUUGUUUAACUUGCAAUAUCAGCUUAUUUUGCUUUCUGAUUUUGUAAUCAACAUAAACAUUGCUUAAAUAUUUGCAAAACCAAAAUAUGCAAACGUAAUCAGCUCAGCUCAAGAACUUGACUCGAAGCAUUGAAUUUUGUGCAGCAUCCAAGCAAGCAGAAAUGGUCCCAAUAAUCCACGACCUCAUAUGCAGCGUACUUAUGAGACCUAAUGCUGCUCAGCUCAGCUUAGCCAAACUAAAAGUUUGGUUUGGUUCAGCUAAGCUCCUUCUGACAUCUGUUAAUUGCGAAACAGAUAUUUUGAUUUCGCUUCUCAAUUAAAUACUAAAGCAUAAGCAUUAAGUGCAUGUUUGUGCCUACUGCUGGGUUUUGGGCGUAAAGCUUGUAGUAAAAAUAUAUGCAUAUAUAUUUACUUACUUGUAAGUACAUAUGUCUGUAAUACUGCAAGUCAAUUGCACUGUGUACAUAGACUAACCCACUCUAAGGAACAUACGAUUUUAUUUUUUAUUGGUGUUAACUGUGUUUCUAUUGUCAUGUUUUCUACUCUACUUCUACCAAACCAUAUUUUGCCAUCCCCGGAAUGCCUCAAACAGAGCACUUCAGUGUUCAUAGUGUAAAACCCGAAACCUUUACAAAAACCGAUGAACCUGAUAAGCUGCUUCAUAGUAUGGUAGCUCUUCCCGAUAUUCAGAAAUUGUACUCACAAGACACUACCUCAUUUACAGAAAUGAGUACAAGUAGUCAAACACCGAAGAUGACAACAACGACGACCCUGACAGCACAAAUAGAUCGCACCAAAGUAGACUUGACUAUUCCAGAGCAAGAUCAGUUGAAGAAGGAGCUGAAAGAAAAGCCAUCAGUAGAUGUUAAUGCAGACGCAGAGAAAACUGCCAGUGAUAGAGAGUAUUUAGAGCACAUUAUGGGCUGUGGCGAUGUCAGACGCGAGAUAAUGCGCUUGGAAAGCAGUGGAAGCACUGAAUCAUUGGAGUCAAUUGGCAAGCAACCCACUCUGAUUCCAAAAUAUAUAGGCGAAAAUGUGCCAGUGGUGCGACAGGUGGUGCAGAGCAUAGAGGAUAAGAUCUGCAGUACAGCGGUGUCGGCCAUUCCAUUUGCCGUGCAGAAAAGGCAGCCAAACGAAGAUAUUAAGGAAUCUGAUGUAGUAGAGCUAGAAAAGCAAAUACUAACGCCAGCCGACUUGGCCCUGGAAAAGUUAAUUAAGUGUGAAUUACCCGUUGAGGUAGUUAAGCUUUCACCCAUCGAAGCCAUGGAGAAUGUGGGUCUUGGCCUAAAAGAGAUUGAGGAAGAAGUUUGUGAAAAAGUUUGUGAGAAGCGCAAGGCUUUUGUAGUGGCUGAAGACUUAUGUGAAACAGAAAAGACUUUAACAGAACAGGUAAUAGAUUUAAAUAGGCAAGUAGAACAGGUACCUGGAAAGAUUUUAACUGAAACUGUUGAAAAGCACUUAGACUUAGAAGAUAUGGAUAGAACUGAGACAUUACCAAAGGUGAGGGAAGUUGUGCAAGACAUUGAACGCAGAUACCCCAUAGCAAGCCUAGAGGCCAAACCCUUUAGUCCACGAAAACGAGUAAUCCUAGACCGUAAGGCAGACGUUUUAUCCAUAGAGCAGCAAAUUUUAAGCGAUGCCGAUCUUAUUUUAGAUGGUUUGGGCUCUAAGCGUUUACCAGAGCAAAAGGUACACUCUCCCGUUUCUUCUGCAGAAAAGCCAAGCAGCAGUACAGAAAAUCUCGAAGACGUAUGUGAAAAGAAAUGCUCAAAGCGCACAAUCUCAGAUAUGGCAAAGGUCUUUGAAAGGCAACAAGAAGCGGAAACUUCUCCAUUUACAAAAGAUGACAAAUCUGCAACGGCAAUGUUUCUGGAACAUGAAAUCAAUGACGUCGUUAUUACAAAGGGAGUUAAGGAAUUUAGGGCAAAGAGUAUUUUACAUGAAGAUCUAACAGGGAUUGCCGAUAGUCAAAUUAGAUUUUUAACAGAAUGUGAUAAACAAGAAUUUCCAACAGAAUUUAUUAAAGACACAAAAGUCGUAGAGUUUCCAAAAAUUGCACAUACCCUCGAGCGAUUACAUUCCAUUUCGAAAACUGACAUUGCGGAUACUAGGCAGUUUGUCCACGUAGCUAAUAUACACGAAGCGAAAAUGGAUAAGCUGGUUGAGCAUAGAUCACAGGUAACAGCACUAAAAGGUAACCAAAACUUAGAAAAAGAUAUACACGUAAAGUUUCCUACUAACGAUACAUCAGACGAGCUGCAAACGAGCUUGGUCUCCAAGACCGUCGUUUCAAUGACUGAUAACACACAAAAUAGGUUUCCGUCUGAAAUGAAUACUAAUUUAGAUAAAGUGAAAGUUGAAAGUGAUAGCGAUGAAGAGCUGGAUAAUCUCAGAAAAGCAAGCAAACUAAAGCAUUUAUCGAAAAUCGAGGACAGGUAUAUUCUUGAUGCAACUAAAGUUGUCCAAGCGACACAAAAAUCAGAACUAACAAAAUUCCCAGCUGAGUCAGUAAAACCCAGCAGAAUGCAGUAUUCGGACGAUGAAAAUGAUGAGCAGUUUGAAAUCUCAAAGCCCCAAGACAAACUUAUUAGUCAGCCAGCUCCUUUGGUAGCUCCUUCAAUCAGUGCUGGGGAUAAAUCUCCCGUUAAGCCUGAUGAAAAACCAAAGUCGGUCGAGCUCAAAGACGAUAAGAUCCCAACAGAGCUAGACAAACCCAAGUCAAAGAUUGAGUCAGUUAAACCCAGUCCCCUACAGUAUUCGGACGAUGAGAGCGAUGAUGAGGAAGAAGUUCCGAAGCCUCAAGACAAGCCUGUUGGAGUAAUUCCUUUCACUGGUGCUCCUGAUAAAUCUCCUCUCAAAGAAGAUACAAAGCCUAGGGAAGUUAUUUCUUUCAAAGCAGAAGAAAGUUCAACAACAAUUCAAACCAACAUCAAAUCCGUAAGCACCAUUGUAGAUUCAGUAGAUAGCCAGGCCAGCAAACCAUUUGAUCCGUUUGCAAGCUUAAAAGACGAACAGGUCCCAGCCAAGCAAGAAGACAAGCCCAAGUCACCAGCUGAGUCAGUGAAACCAACCCCAACGCAGUAUUCUGACGAUGAAAGUGAUGGGGAGUUUGGAAUCUCAAAGCCCCAAGACAAACUUAUUAGUCAGCCAGCUCCUUUGGUAGCUCCUUUAAUCAGUGCUGGGGAUAAAUCUCCCGUUAAGCCUGAUGAAAAACCAAAGUCGGUCGAGCUCAAAGACGAUAAGAUCCCAACAGAGCUAGACAAACCCAAGGCAACAAUUGAGUCAGUUAAACCCAGUCCCCUACAGUAUUCGGACGAUGAGAGCGAUGAUGAGGAAGAAGUUCCGAAGCCCCAAGACAAGCCUGUUGGUGUAAUUCCUUUCACUGGUGCUCCUGAUAAAUCUCCUCUCAAAGAAGAUACAAAGCCUAGGGAAGUUAUUUCUUUCAAAGCAGAAGAAAGUUCAACAACAAUUCAAACCAAAAUCAAAUCCGUAAGCACCAUUGUAGAUUCAAUAGAUAGCCAGGCCAGCAAACCAUUUGAUCCGUUUGCAAGCAUAAAAGACGAACAGGUCCCAUCCAAGCAAGAAGACAAGCCCAAGUCACCAGCUGAGUCAGUGAAACCAACCCCAACACAGUAUUCUGACGAUGAAAGUGAUGAGGAGUUUGGAAUUUCAAAGCCCCAAGACAAACCUAUUAGUCAGCCAGCUCCUUUGGUAGCUCCUUCAAUCAGUGCUGGGGAUAAAUCUCCCGUUAAGCCUGAUGAAAAACCAAAGAUGGUCGAGCUCAAAGACGAUAAGAUCCCAACAGAGCUAGAUAAACCCAAGUCAACAAUUGAGUCAGUUAAACCCAGUCCCCUACAGUAUUCGGACGAUGAGAGCGAUGAUGAGGAAGAAGUUCCGAAGCCCCAAGACAAGCCUGUUGGUGUAAUUCCUUUCACUGGUGCUCCUUAUAAAUCUCCUCUCAAAGAAGAUACAAAGCCUAGGGAAGUUAUUUCUUUCAAAGCAGAAGAAAGUUCAACAACAAUUCAAACCAAAAUCAAAUCCGUAAGCACCAUUGUAGAUUCAGUAGAUAGCCAGGCCAGCAAACCAUUUGAUCCGUUUGCAAGCUUAAAAGACGAACAGGUCCCAGCCAAGCAAGAAGACAAGCCCAAGUCACCAGCUGAGUCAGUGAAACCAACCCCAACGCAGUAUUCUGACGAUGAAAGUGAUGGGGAGUUUGGAAUUUCAAAGCCCCAAGACAAACCUAUUAGUCAGCCAGCUCCUUUGGUAGCUCCUUCAAUCAGUGCUGCGGAUAAAUCUCCCGUUAAGCCUGAUGAAAAACCAAAGUCGGUCGAGCUCAAAGACGAUAAGAUCCCAACAGAGCUAGACAAACCCAAGGCAACAAUUGAGUCAGUUAAACCCAGUCCCCUACAGUAUUCGGACGAUGAGAGCGAUGAUGAGGAAGAAGUUCCGAAGCCCCAAGACAAGCCUGUUGGUGUAAUUCCUUUCACUGGUGCUCCUGAUAAAUCUCCUCUCAAAGAAGAUACAAAGCCUAGGGAAGUUAUUUCUUUCAAAGCAGAAGAAAGUUCAACAACAAUUCAAACCAAAAUCAAAUCCGUAAGCACCAUUGUAGAUUCAAUAGAUAGCCAGGCCAGCAAACCAUUUGAUCCGUUUGCAAGCAUAAAAGACGAACAGGUCCCAUCCAAGCAAGAAGACAAGCCCAAGUCACCAGCUGAGUCAGUGAAACCAACCCCAACACAGUAUUCUGACGAUGAAAGUGAUGAGGAGUUUGGAAUUUCAAAGCCCCAAGACAAACCUAUUAGUCAGCCAGCUCCUUUGGUAGCUCCUUCAAUCAGUGCUGGGGAUAAAUCUCCCGUUAAGCCUGAUGAAAAACCAAAGAUGGUCGAGCUCAAAGACGAUAAGAUCCCAACAGAGCUAGAUAAACCCAAGUCAACAAUUGAGUCAGUUAAACCCAGUCCCCUACAGUAUUCGGACGAUGAGAGCGAUGAUGAGGAAGAAGUUCCGAAGCCCCAAGACAAGCCUGUUGGUGUAAUUCCUUUCACUGGUGCUCCUUAUAAAUCUCCUCUCAAAGAAGAUACAAAGCCUAGGGAAGUUAUUUCUUUCAAAGCAGAAGAAAGUUCAACAACAAUUCAAACCAAAAUCAAAUCCGUAAGCAAUAUUGUAGAUUCAGUAGAUAGCCAGGCCAGAAAACCAUUUGAUCCGUUUGCAAGCUUAAAAGACGAACAGGUCCCAGCCAAGCAAGAAGACAAGCCCAAGUCACCAGCUGAGUCAGUGAAACCAACCCCAACGCAGUAUUCUGACGAUGAAAGUGAUGGGGAGUUUGGAAUUUCAAAGCCCCAAGACAAACCUAUUAGUCAGCCAGCUCCUUUGGUAGCUCCUUCAAUCAGUGCUGGGGAUAAAUCUCCCGUUAAGCCUGAUGAAAAACCAAAGAUGGUCGAGCUCAAAGACGAUAAGAUCCCAACAGAGCUAGAUAAACCCAAGUCAACAAUUGAGUCAGUUAAACCCAGUCCCCUACAGUAUUCGGACGAUGAGAGCGAUGAUGAGGAAGAAGUUCCAAAGCCCCAAGACAAGCCUGUUGGUGUAAUUCCUUUCACUGGUGCUCCUUAUAAAUCUCCUCUCAAAGAAGAUACAAAGCCUAGGGAAGUUAUUUCUUUCAAAGCAGAAGAAAGUUCAACAACAAUUCAAACCAAAAUCAAAUCCGUAAGCAAUAUUGUAGAUUCAGUAGAUAGCCAGGCCAGCAAACCAUUUGAUCCGUUUGCAAGCUUAAAAGACGAACAGGUCCCAGCCAAGCAAGAAGACAAGCCCAAGUCACCAGCUGAGUCAGUGAAACCAACCCCAACGCAGUAUUCUGACGAUGAAAGUGAUGGGGAGUUUGGAAUUUCAAAGCCCCAAGACAAACCUAUUAGUCAGCCAGCUCCUUUGGUAGCUCCUUCAAUCAGUGCUGGGGAUAAAUCUCCCGUUAAGCCUGAUGAAAAACCAAAGUCGGUCGAGCUCAAAGACGAUAAGAUCCCAACAGAGCUAGACAAACCCAAGUCAACAAUUGAGUCAGUUAAACCCAGUCCCCUACAGUAUUCGGACGAUGAGAGCGAUAAUGAGGAAGAAGUUCCAAAGCCCCAAGACAAGCGUGUUGGUAUAAUUCCUUUCACUGGUGCUCCUGAUAAAUAUCCUCUCAAAGAAGAUACAAAGCCUAGGGAAGUUAUUUCUUUCAAAGCAGAAGAAAGUUCAACCACAAUUCAAACCAACAUCAAAUCUGUAAGCACCAUUGUAGAUUCAGUAGAUAACCAGGCCAGCAAACCAUUUGAAUCGUUUGCAAGCUUAAAAGACGAACAGGUCCAAACCAAGCAAGCAGACAAGCCCAAGUCACCAGCUAAGACAGUGAAACCAACCUCAACGCGGUAUUCUGACGAUGAAAGUGAUGAGGAGUUUGGAAUUUCAAAGCCCCAAGACAAACCUAUUAGUCAGCCAGCUCCUUUGGUAGCUCCUUCAAUCAAUGCUGGGGAUAAAUCUCCCGUUAAGCCUGAUGAAAAACCAAAGUCGAUCGAGCUCAAAGACGAUAAGAUCCCAACAGAGCUAGACAAACCCAAGUCAAUAAUUGAGUCAGUUAAACCCAGUCCCCAACAGUAUUCGGACGAUGAGAGCGAUGAUGAGGAAGAAGUUCCAAAGCCCCAAGACAAGCCUGUUGGUGUAAUUCCUUUCACUGGUGCUCCUGAUAAAUCUCCUUUUAAAAAAGAUACAAAGCCUAGGGAAGUUAUUUCUUUCAAAGCAGAAGAAAGUUCAACCACAAUUCAAACCAACAUCAAAUCUGUAAGCACCAUUGUAGAUUCAGUAGAUAGCCAGGCCAGCAAACCAUUUGAUCCGUUUGCAAGCAUAAAAGACGAACAGGUCCCAUCCAAGCAAGAAGACAAGCCCAAGUCACCAGCUGAGUCAGUGAAACCAACCCCAACGCAGUAUUCUGACGAUGAAAGUGAUGAGGAGUUUGGAAUUUCAAAGCCCCAAGACAAACCUAUUAGUCAGCCAGCUCCUUUGGUAGCUCCUUCAAUCAGUGCUGGGGAUAAAUCUCCCGUUAAGCCUGAUGAAAAACCAAAGUCGGUCGAGCUCAAAGACGAUAAGAUCCCAACAGAGCUAGACAAACCCAAGUCAACAAUUGAGUCAGUUAAACCCAGUCCCCUACAGUAUUCGGACGAUGAGAGCGAUGAUGAGGAAGAAGUUCCGAAGCCUCAAGACAAGCCUGUUGGAGUAAUUCCUUUCACUGGUGCUCCUGAUAACUCUCCUCUCAAAGAAGAUACAAAGCCUAGGGAAGUUAUUUCUUUCAAAGCAGAAGAAAGUUCAACAACAAUUCAAACCAACAUCAAAUCUGUAAGCACCAUUGUAGAUUCAGUAGAUAGCCAGGCCAGCAAACCAUUUGAUCCGUUUGCAAGCUUAAAAGACGAACAGGUCCCAACCAAACAAGAAGACAAGCCCAAGUCGCCAGCUGAGUCAGUGAAACCAACCCCAACGCAGUAUUCUGACGAUGAAAGUGAUGAGGAGUUUGGAAUUUCAAAGCCCCAAGACAAACCUGUUAGUCAGCCAGCUCCUUUGGUAGCUCCUUCAAUCAGUGCUGGGGAUAAAUCUCCCGUUAAGCCUGAUGAAAAACCAAAGUCGGUCGAGCUCAAAGACGAUAAGAUCCCAACAGAGCUAGACAAACCCAAGUUAACAAUUGAGUCAGUAAAACCCAGUCCCCUACAGUAUUCGGACGAUGAGAGCGAUGAUGAGGAUGAAGUUCCGAAGCCCCAAGACAAGCCUGUUGGAGUAAUUCCUUUCACUGGUGCUCCUGAUAAAUCUCCUCUCAAAGAAGAUACAAAGCCUAGGGAAGUUAUUUCUUUCAAAGCAGAAGAAAGUUCAACCACAAUUCAAACCAACAUCAAAUCCGUAAGCACUAUUGUAGAUUCAGUAGAUAGCCAGGCCAGCAAACCAUUUGAUCCGUUUGCAAGCGUAAAAGACGAACAGGUCCCAACCAAGCAAGAAGACAAGCCCAAGUCACCAGCUGAGUCAGUGAAACCAACCUCAACGCAGCAUUCUGACGAUGAAAGUGAUGAGGAGGAUGGAAUUUCAAAGCCCCACGACAAACCUGUUAGUCAGCCAGCUCCUUUGGUAGCUCCUUCAAUCAGUGCUGGGGAUAAAUCUCCCGUUAAGCCUGAUGAGAAACCAAAGUCGGUCGAGCUCAAAGACGAUAAGAUCCCAACAGAGCUAGACAAACCCAAGUCAACAAUUGAGUCAGUAAAACCCAGUCCCCUACAGCAUUCGGACGAUGAGAGCGAUAAUGAGGAAGAAGUUCCAAAGCCCCACGACAAGCCUGUUGGAGUAAUUCCUUUCACUGGUGCUCCUGAUAAAUCUCCUCUCAAAGAAGAUACAAAGCCUAGGGAAGUUAUUUCUUUCAAAGCAGAAGAAAGUUCAACAACAAUUCAAACAAAAAUCAAAUCCGUAAGCACCAUUGUAGAUUCAGUAGAUAGCCAGGCCAGCAAACCAUUUGAUCCGUUUGCAAGCGUAAAAGACGAACAGGUCCCAACCAAGCAAGAAGACAAGCCCAAGUCACCAGCUGAGUCAGUGAAACCAACCCCAACGCAGUAUUCUGACGAUGAAAGUGAUGAGGAGCUUGGAAUUUCAAAGCCCCAAGACAAACCUGUUAGUCAGCCAGCUCCUUUCGUAGCUCCUUCAAUCAGUGCUGGGGAUAAAUCUCCCGUUAAGCCUGAUGAAAAACCAAAGUCGGUCGAGCUCAAAGACGAUAAGAUCCCAACAGAGCUAGACAAACCCAAGUCAACAAUUGAGUCAGUUAAACCCAGUCCCCUACAGUAUUCGGACGAUGAGAGCGAUGAUGAGGAUGAAGUUCCGAAGCCCCAAGACAAGCCUGUUGGAGAAAUUCCUUUCACUGGUGCUCCUGAUAAAUCUCCUCUUAAAGAAGAUACAAAGCCUAGGGAAGUUAUUUCUUUCAAAGCAGAAGAAAGUUCAACAACAAUUCAAACCAACAUCAAAUCUGUAAGCACCAUUGUAGAUUCAGUAGAUAGCCAGGCCAGCAAGCCAUUUGAUCCGUUUGCAAGCGUAAAAGACGAACAGGUCCCAACCAAGCAAGAAGACAAGCCCAAGUCACCAGCUGAGUCAGUGAAACCAACCCCAACGCAGUAUUCUGACGAUGAAAGUGAUGGGGAGUUUGGAAUUUCAAAGCCCCAAGACAAACCUAUUAGUCAGCCAGCUCCUUUGGUAGCUCCUUCAAUCAGUUCUGGGGAUAAAUCUCCCGUUAAGCCUGAUGAAAAACCAAAGUCGGUCGAGCUCAAAGACGAUAAGAUCCCAACAGAGCUAGAUAAACCCAAGUCAACAAUUGAGUCAGUUAAACCCAGUCCCCUACAGUAUUCGGACGAUGAGAGCGAUGAUGAGGAAGAAGUUCCAAAGCCCCAAGACAAGCCUGUUGGUGUAAUUCCUUUCACUGGUGCUCCUGAUAAAUCUCCUCUCAAAGAAGAUACAAAGCCUAGGGAAGUUAUUUCUUUCAAAGCAGAAGAAAGUUCAACCACAAUUCAAACCAACAUGAAAUCCGUAAGCACCAUUGUAGAUUCAUUAGAUAGCCAGGCCAGCAAACCAUUUGAUCCGUUUGCAAGCGUAAAAGACGAUCAGGUCCCAACCAAGCAAGAAGACAAGCCCAAGUCACCAGCUGAGUCAGUGAAACCAACCCCAAUGCAGUAUUCUGACGAUGAAAGUGAUGAGGAGUUUGAAAUUUCAAAGCCCCAAGACAAACCUUUUAGUCAGCCAGCUCCUUUGGUAGCUCCUUUAAUCAGUGCUGGGGAUAAAUCUCCCGUUAAGCCUAAUGAAAAACCAAAGUCGGUCGAGCUCAAAGACGAUAAGAUCCCAACAGAGCUAGACAAACCCAAGUCAACAAUUGAGUCAGUUAAACCCAGUCCCCUACAGUAUUCCGACGAUGAGAGCGAUGAUGAGGAAGAAGUUCCAAAGCCCCAAGACAAGCCUGUUGGUGUAAUUCCUUUCACUGGUGCUCCUGAUAAAUCUCCUCUCAAAGAAGUUACAAAGCCUAGGGAAGUUAUUUCUUUCAAAGCAGAAGAAAGUUCAACCACAAUUCAAACCAACAUCAAAUCUGUAAGCACCAUUGUAGAUUCAGUAGAUAGCCAGGCCAGCAAACCAUUUGAUCCGUUUGCAAGCAUAAAAGACGAACAGGUCCCAACCAAGCAAGAAGACAAGCCCAAGUCACCAGCUGAGUCAGUGAAACCUAGCCCAACUCAGUAUUCGGACGAUGAAAGUGAUGAGGAGUUUGGAAUUUCAAAGCCCCACGACAAACCUGUUAGUCAGCCAGCUCCUUUGGUAGCUCCUUUAAUCAGUGCUGGGGAUAAAUCUCCCGUUAAGCCUAAUGAAAAACCAAAGUCGGUCGAGCUCAAAGACGAUAAGAUCCCAACAGAGCUAGACAAACCCAAGUCAACAAUUGAGUCAGUUAAACCCAGUCCCCUACAGUAUUCGGACGAUGAGAGCGAUGAUGAGGAAGAAGUUCCAAAGCCCCAAGACAAGCCUGUUGGUGUAAUUCCUUUCACUGGUGCUCCUGAUAAAUCUCCUCUCAAAGAAGAUACAAAGCCUAGGGAAGUUAUUUCUUUCAAAGCAGAAGAAAGUUCAACCACAAUUCAAACCAACAUCAAAUCUGUAAGCACCAUUGUAGAUUCAGUAGAUAGCCAGGCCAGCAAACCAUUUGAUCCGUUUGCAAGCAUAAAAGACGAACAGGUCCCAUCCAAGCAAGAAGACAAGCCCAAGUCACCAGCUGAGUCAGUGAAACCUAGCCCAACUCAGUAUUCGGACGAUGAAAGUGAUGAGGAGUUUGGAAUUUCAAAGCCCCAAGACAAACCUGUUAGUCAGCCAGCUCCUUUGGUAGCUCCUUCAAUCAAUGCUGGGGAUAAAUCUCCUGUUAAGCCUGAUGAAGAACCAAAGUCGGUCGAGCUCAAAGACGAUAAGAUCCCAACAGAGCUAGACAAACCCAAGUCAACAAUUGAGUCAGUUAAACCCAGUCCCCUACAGUAUUCGGACGAUGAGAGCGAUGAUGAGGAAGAAGUUCCAAAGCCCCAAGACAAGCCUGUUGGUGUAAUUCCUUUCACUGGUGCUCCUGAUAAAUCUCCUCUCAAAGAAGAUACAAAGCCUAGGGAAGUUAUUUCUUUCAAAGCAGAAGAAAGUUCAACCACAAUUCAAACCAACAUCAAAUCUGUAAGCACCAUUGUAGAUUCAGUAGAUAGCCAGGCCAGCAAACCAUUUGAUCCGUUUGCAAGCAUAAAAGACGAACAGGUCCCAUCCAAGCAAGAAGACAAGCCCAAGUCACCAGCUGAGUCAGUGAAACCUAGCCCAACUCAGUAUUCGGACGAUGAAAGUGAUGAGGAGUUUGGAAUUUCAAAGCCCCAAGACAAACCUGUUAGUCAGCCAGCUCCUUUGGUAGCUCCUUUAAUCAGUGCUGGGGAUAAAUCUCCCGUUAAGCCUAAUGAAAAACCAAAGUCGGUCGAGCUCAAAGACGAUAAGAUCCCAACAGAGCUAGACAAACCCAAGUCAACAAUUGAGUCAGUUAAACCCAGUCCCCUACAGUAUUCGGACGAUGAGAGCGAUGAUGAGGAAGAAGUUCCAAAGCCCCAAGACAAGCCUGUUGGUGUAAUUCCUUUCACUGGUGCUCCUGAUAAAUCUCCUCUCAAAGAAGAUACAAAGCCUAGGGAAGUUAUUUCUUUCAAAGCAGAAGAAAGUUCAACCACAAUUCAAACCAACAUCAAAUCUGUAAGCACCAUUGUAGAUUCAGUAGAUAGCCAGGCCAGCAAACCAUUUGAUCCGUUUGCAAGCAUAAAAGACGAACAGGUCCCAUCCAAGCAAGAAGACAAGCCCAAGUCACCAGCUGAGUCAGUGAAACCUAGCCCAACUCAGUAUUCGGACGAUGAAAGUGAUGAGGAGUUUGGAAUUUCAAAGCCCCAAGACAAACCUAUUAGUCAGCCAGCUCCUUUGGUAGCUCCUUCAAUCAAUGCUGGGGAUAAAUCUCCUGUUAAGCCUGAUGAAGAACCAAAGUCGGUCGAGCUCAAAGACGAUAAGAUCCCAACAGAGCUAGACAAACCCAAGUCAACAAUUGAGUCAGUUAAACCCAGUCCCCUACAGUAUUCGGACGAUGAGAGCGAUGAUGAGGAAGAAGUUCCAAAGCCCCAAGACAAGCCUGUUGGUGUAAUUCCUUUCACUGGUGCUCCUGAUAAAUCUCCUCUCAAAGAAGAUACAAAGCCUAGGGAAGUUAUUUCUUUCAAAGCAGAAGAAAGUUCAACCACAAUUCAAACCAAAGUCAAAUCCGUAAGCACCAUUGUAGAUUCAGUAGAUAGCCAGGCCAGCAAACCAUUUGAUCCGUUUGCAAGCAUAAAAGACGAACAGGUCCCAUCCAAGCAAGAAGACAAGCCCAAGUCACCAGCUGAGUCAGUGAAACCUAGCCCAACUCAGUAUUCGGACGAUGAAAGUGAUGAGGAGUUUGGAAUUUCAAAGCCCCAAGACAAACCUAUUAGUCAGCCAGCUCCUUUGGUAGCUCCUUCAAUCAAUGCUGGGGAUAAAUCUCCUGUUAAGCCUGAUGAAGAACCAAAGUCGGUCGAGCUCAAAGACGAUAAGAUCCCAACAGAGCUAGACAAACCCAAGUCAACAAUUGAGUCAGUUACACCCAGUCCCCUACAGUACUCGGGCGAUGAGAGCGAUGAUGAGGAAGAAGUUCCAAAGCCCCAAUACAAGCCUGUUGGUGUAAUUCCUUUCACUGGUGCUCCUGAUAAAUCUCCUCUCAAAGAAGAUACAAAGCCUAGGGAAGUUAUUUCUUUCAAAGCAGAAGAAAGUUCAACCACAAUUCAAACCAACAUCAAAUCUGUAAGCACCAUUGUAGAUUCAGUAGAUAGCCAGGCCAGCAAACCAUUUGAUCCGUUUGCAAGCAUAAAAGACGAACAGGUCCCAUCCAAGCAAGAAGACAAGCCCAAGUCACCAGCUGAGUCAGUGAAACCUAGCCCAACUCAGUAUUCGGACGAUGAAAGUGAUGAGGAGUUUGGAAUUUCAAAGCCCCAAGACAAACCUAUUAGUCAGCCAGCUCCUUUGGUAGCUCCUUCAAUCAAUGCUGGGGAUAAAUCUCCUGUUAAGCCUGAUGAAGAACCAAAGUCGGUCGAGCUCAAAGACGAUAAGAUCCCAACAGAGCUAGACAAACCCAAGUCAACAAUUGAGUCAGUUAAACCCAGUCCCCUACAGUAUUCGGACGAUGAGAGCGAUGAUGAGGAAGAAGUUCCAAAGCCCCAAGACAAGCCUGUUGGUGUAAUUCCUUUCACUGGUGCUCCUGAUAAAUCUCCUCUCAAAGAAGACACAAAGCCUAGGGAAGUUAUUUCUUUCAAAGCAGAAGAAAGUUCAACAACAAUUCAAACCAACAUCAAAUCUGUAAGCACCAUUGUAGAUUCAGUAGAUAGCCAGGCCAGCAAACCAUUUGAUCCGUUUGCAAGCAUAAAAGACGAACAGGUCCCAUCCAAGCAAGAAGACAAGCCCAAGUCACCAGCUGAGUCAGUGAAACCUAGCCCAACUCAGUAUUCGGACGAUGAAAGUGAUGAGGAGUUUGGAAUUUCAAAGCCCCAAGACAAACCUAUUAGUCAGCCAGCUCCUUUGGUAGCUCCUUCAAUCAAUGCUGGGGAUAAAUCUCCUGUUAAGCCUGAUGAAGAACCAAAGUCGGUCGAGCUCAAAGACGAUAAGAUCCCAACAGAGCUAGACAAACCCAAGUCAACAAUUGAGUCAGUUACACCCAGUCCCCUACAGUACUCGGGCGAUGAGAGCGAUGAUGAGGAAGAAGUUCCAAAGCCCCAAGACAAGCCUGUUGGUGUAAUUCCUUUCACUGGUGCUCCUGAUAAAUCUCCUCUCAAAGAAGAUACAAAGCCUAGGGAAGUUAUUUCUUUCAAAGCAGAAGAAAGUUCAACCACAAUUCAAACCAACAUCAAAUCUGUAAGCACCAUUGUAGAUUCAGUAGAUAGCCAGGCCAGCAAACCAUUUGAUCCGUUUGCAAGCAUAAAAGACGAACAGGUCCCAUCCAAGCAAGAAGACAAGCCCAAGUCACCAGCUGAGUCAGUGAAACCUAGCCCAACUCAGUAUUCGGACGAUGAAAGUGAUGAGGAGUUUGGAAUUUCAAAGCCCCAAGACAAACCUAUUAGUCAGCCAGCUCCUUUGGUAGCUCCUUCGAUCAAUGCUGGGGAUAAAUCUCCUGUUAAGCCUGAUGAAGAACCAAAGUCGGUCGAGCUCAAAGACGAUAAGAUCCCAACAGAGCUAGACAAAAACAAGUCAACAAUUGAGUCAGUUAAACCCAGUCCCCUACAGUAUUCGGACGAUGAGAGCGAUGAUGAGGAAGAAGUUCCAAAGCCCCAAGACAAGCCUGUUGGUGUAAUUCCUUUCACUGGUGCUCCUGAUAAAUCUCCUCUCAAAGAAGACACAAAGCCUAGGGAAGUUAUUUCUUUCAAAGCAGAAGAAAGUUCAACAACAAUUCAAACCAACAUCAAAUCUGUAAGCACCAUUGUAGAUUCAGUAGAUAGCCAGGCCAGCAAACCAUUUGAUCCGUUUGCAAGCAUAAAAGACGAACAGGUCCCAUCCAAGCAAGAAGACAAGCCCAAGUCACCAGCUGAGUCAGUGAAACCAACCCCAACGCAGUAUUCUGACGAUGAAAGUGAUGAGGAGUUUGGAAUUUCAAAGCCCCAAGACAAACCUAUUAGUCAGCCAGCUCCUUUGGUAGCUCCUUCAAUCAGUGCUGGGGAUAAAUCUCCCGUUAAGCCUGAUGAAAAACCAAAGUCGGUCGAGCUCAAAGAUGAUAAGAUCCCAACAGAGCUAGAUAAACCCAAGUCAACAAUUGAGUCAGUUAAACCCAGUCCUCUACAGUAUUCGGACGAUGAGAGCGAUAAUGAGGAAGAAGUUCCGAAGCCCCAAGACAAGCCUGUUGGUAUAAUUCCUUUCACUGGUGCUCCUGAUAAAUCUCCUCUCAAAGAAGUUACAAAGCCUAGGGAAGUUAUUUCUUUCAAAGCAGAAGAAAGUUCAACAACAAUUCAAACCAACAUGAAAUCCGUAAGCACCAUUGUAGAUUCAGUAGAUAGCCAGGCCACCAAACCAUUUGAUCCGCUUGCAAGCAUAAAAGACGAACAGGUCCCAUCCAAGCAAGAAGACAAGCCCAAGUCACCAGCUGAGUCAGUGAAACCAACCCCAACGCAGUAUUCUGACGAUGAAAGUGAUGAGGAGUUUGGAAUUUCAAAGCCCCAAGACAAACCUAUUAGUCAGCCAGCUCCUUUGGUAGCUCCUUCAAUCAGUGCUGGGGAUAAAUCUCCCGUUAAGCCUGAUGAAAAGCCAAAGUCGGUCGAGCUCAAAGACGAUAAGAUCCCAACAGAGCUAGACAAACCCAAGUCAACAAUUGAGUCAGUUAAACCCAGUCCCCUACAGUAUUCGGACGAUGAGAGCGAUGAUGAGGAAGAAGUUCCAAAGCCCCAAGACAAGCCAGUUGGUGUAAUUCCUUUCACUGGUGCUCCUGAUAAAUCUCCUCUCAAAGAAGAUACAAAGCCUAGGGAAGUUAUUUCUUUCAAAGCAGAAGAAAGUUCAACAACAAUUCAAACCAACAUCAAAUCCGUAAGCACCAUUGUAGAUUCAGUAGAUAGCCAGGCCAGCAAACCAUUUGAUCCGUUUGCAAGCAUAAAAGACGAACAGGUCCCAUCCAAGCAAGAAGACAAGCCCAAGUCACCAGCUGAGUCAGUGAAACCUAGCCCAACUCAGUAUUCUGACGAUGAAAGUGAUGAGGAGUUUGGAAUUUCAAAGCCCCAAGACAAACCUAUUAGUCAGCCAGCUCCUUUGGUAGCUCCUUCAAUCAGUGCUGGGGAUAAAUCUCCCGUUAAGCCUGAUGAAAAACCAAAGUCGGUCGAGCUCAAAGACGAUAAGAUCCCAACAGAGCUAGACAAACCCAAGUCAACAAUUGAGUCAGUUAAACCCAGUCCCCUACAGUAUUCGGACGAUGAGAGCGAUGAUGAGGAAGAAGUUCCAAAGCCCCAAGACAAGCCUGUUGGUGUAAUUCCUUUCACUGGUGCUCCUGAUAAAUCUCCUCUCAAAGAAGUUACAAAGCCUAGGGAAGUUAUUUCUUUCAAAGCAGAAGAAAGUUCAACCACAAUUCAAACCAACAUCAAAUCUGUAAGCACCAUUGUAGAUUCAGUAGAUAGCCAGGCCAGCAAACCAUUUGAUCCGUUUGCAAGCAUAAAAGACGAACAGGUCCCAUCCAAGCAAGAAGACAAGCCCAAGUCACCAGCUGAGUCAGUGAAACCAACCCCAACGCAGUAUUCUGACGAUGAAAGCGAUGAGGAGUUUGGAAUUUCAAAGCCCCAAGACAAACCUAUUAGUCAGCCAGCUCCUUUGGUAGCUCCUUCAAUCAGUGCUGGGGAUAAAUCUCCCGUUAAGCCUGAUGAAAAACCAAAGUCGGUCGAGCUCAAAGACGAUAAGAUCCCAACAGAGCUAGACAAACCCAAGUCAACAAUUGAGUCAGUUAAACCCAGUCCCCUACAGCACUCGGACGAUGAGAGCGAUGAUGAGGAAGAAGUUCAAAAGCCCCAAGACAAGCCAGUUGGUGUAAUUCCUUUCACUGGUGCUCCUGAUAAAUCUCCUCUCAAAGAAGAUACAAAGCCUAGGGAAGUUAUUUCUUUCAAAGCAGAAGAAAGUUCAACAACAAUUCAAACCAAAGUCAAAUCCGUAAGCACCAUUGUAGAUUCAGUAGAUAGCCAGGCCAGCAAACCAUUUGAUCCGUUUGCAAGCAUAAAAGACAAACAGGUCCCAACCAAGCAAGAAGACAAGCCCAAGUCACCAGCUGAGUCAGUGAAACCAACCCCAACGCAGUAUUCUGACGAUGAAAGUGAUGAGGAGUUUGGAAUUUCAAAGCCCCAAGACAAACCUAUUAGUCAGCCAGCUCCUUUGGUAGCUCCUUCAAUCAGUGCUGGGGAUAAAUCUCCCGUUAAGCCUGAUGAAAAACCAAAGUCGGUCGAGCUCAAAGACGAUAAGAUCCCAACAGAGCUAGACAAACCCAAGUCAACAAUUGAGUCAGUUAAACCCAGUCCCCUACAGCACUCGGACGAUGAGAGCGAUGAUGAGGAAGAAGUUCAAAAGCCCCAAGACAAGCCAGUUGGUGUAAUUCCUUUCACUGGUGCUCCUGAUAAAUCUCCUCUCAAAGAAGAUACAAAGCCUAGGGAAGUUAUUUCUUUCAAAGCAGAAGAAAGUUCAACAACAAUUCAAACCAAAGUCAAAUCCGUAAGCACCAUUGUAGAUUCAGUAGAUAGCCAGGCCAGCAAACCAUUUGAUCCGUUUGCAAGCAUAAAAGACAAACAGGUCCCAACCAAGCAAGAAGACAAGCCCAAGUCACCAGCUGAGUCAGUGAAACCAACCCCAACGCAGUAUUCUGACGAUGAAAGUGAUGAGGAGUUUGGAAUUUCAAAGCCCCAAGACAAACCUAUUAGUCAGCCAGCUCCUUUGGUAGCUCCUUCAAUCAGUGCUGGGGAUAAAUCUCCCGUUAAGCCUGAUGAAAAACCAAAGUCGGUCGAGCUCAAAGACGAUAAGAUCCCAACAGAGCUAGACAAACCCAAGUCAACAAUUGAGUCAGUUAAACCCAGUCCCCUACAGUACUCGGACGAUGAGAGCGAUGAUGAGGAAGAAGUUCAAAAGCCCCAAGACAAGCCAGUUGGUGUAAUUCCUUUCACUGGUGCUCCUGAUAAAUCUCCUCUCAAAGAAGUUACAAAGCCUAGGGAAGUUAUUUCUUUCAAAGCAGAAGAAAGUUCAACAACAAUUCAAACCAACAUCAAAUCCGUAAGCACCAUUGUAGAUUCAGUAGAUAGCCAGGCCAGCAAACCAUUUGAUCCGUUUGCAAGCAUAAAAGACGAACAGGUCCCAACCAAGCAAGAAGACAAGCCCAAGUCACCAGCUGAGUCAGUGAAACCUAGCCCAACUCAGUAUUCGGACGAUGAAAGUGAUGAGGAGUUUGGAAUUUCAAAGCCCCAAGACAACCCUAUUAGUCAGCCAGCUCCUUUGGUAGCUCCUUCAAUCAGUGCUGGGGAUAAAUCUCCCGUUAAGCCUGAUGAAAAACCAAAGUUGGUCGAGCUCAAAGACGAUAAGAUCCCAACUGAGCUAGAUAAACCCAAGUCAACAAUUGAGUCAGUUAAACCCAGUCCCCUACAGUAUUCGGACGAUGAGAGCGAUGAUGAGGAAGAAGUUCCAAAGCCCCAAGACAAGCCUGUUGGUGUAAUUCCUUUCACUGGUGCUCCUGAUAAAUCUCCUCUCAAAGAAGAUACAAAGCCUAGGGAAGUUAUUUCUUUCAAAGCAGAAGAAAGUUCAACAACAAUUCAAACCAAAGUCAAAUCCGUAAGCACCAUUGUAGAUUCAGUAGAUAGCCAGGCCAGCAAACCAUUUGAUCCGUUUGCAAGCAUAAAAGACGAACAGGUCCCAACCAAGCAAGAAGACAAGCCCAAGUCACCAGCUGAGUCAGUGAAACCUAGCCCAACUCAGUAUUCGGACGAUGAAAGUGAUGAGGAGUUUGGAAUUUCAAAGCCCCAAGACAACCCUAUUAGUCAGCCAGCUCCUUUGGUAGCUCCUUCAAUCAGUGCUGGGGAUAAAUCUCCCGUUAAGCCUGAUGAAAAACCAAAGUUGGUCGAGCUCAAAGACGAUAAGAUCCCAACUGAGCUAGAUAAACCCAAGUCAACAAUUGAGUCAGUUAAACCCAGUCCCCUACAGUAUUCGGACGAUGAGAGCGAUGAUGAGAAAGAAGUUCCAAAGCCCCAAGACAAGCCUGUUGGUGUAAUUCCUUUCACUGGUGCUCCUGAUAAAUCUCCUCUCAAAGAAGACACAAAGCCUAGGGAAGUUAUUUCUUUCAAAGCAGAAGAAAGUUCAACAACAAUUCAAACCAACAUCAAAUCUGUAAGCACCAUUGUAGAUUCAGUAGAUAGCCAGGCCAGCAAACCAUUUGAUCCGUUUGCAAGCAUAAAAGACGAACAGGUCCCAACCAAGCAAGAAGACAAGCCCAAGUCACCAGCUGAGUCAGUGAAACCUAGCCCAACUCAGUAUUCGGACGAUGAAAGUGAUGAGGAGUUUGGAAUUUCAAAACCCCAAGACAAACCUAUUAGUCAGCCAGCUCCUUUGGUAGCUCCUUCAAUCAGUGCUGGGGAUAAAUCUCCCAUUAAGCCUGAUGAAAAACCAAAGUCGGUCGAGCUCAAAGACGAUAAGAUCCCAACAGAGCUAGACAAACCCAAGUCAACAAUUGAGUCAGUUAAACCCAGUCCCCUACAGUAUUCGGACGAUGAGAGCGAUGAUGAGGAAGAAGUUCCAAAGCCCCAAGACAAGCCUGUUGGAGUAAUUCCUUUCACUGGUGCUCCUGAUAAAUCUCCUCUCAAAGAAGAUACAAAGCCUAAGGAAGUUUUUUCUUUCAAAGCAGAAGAAAGUUCAACCACAAUUCAAACCAACAUCAAAUCUGUAAGCACCAUUGUAGAUUCAGUAGAUAGCCAGGCCAGCAAACCAUUUGAUUCGUUUGCAAGCUUAAAAGACGAACAGGUCCCAACCAAGCAAGAAGACAAGCCCAAGUCACCAGCUGAGUCAGUGAAACCAACCCCAACGCAGUAUUCUGACGAUGAAAGUGAUGAGGAGUUUGGAAUUUCAAAACCCCAAGACAAACCUAUUAGUCAGCCAGCUCCUUUGGUAGCUCCUUCAAUCAGUGCUGGGGAUAAAUCUCCCGUUAAGCCUGAUGAAAAACCAAAGUCGGUCGAGCUCAAAGACGAUAAGAUCCCAACAGAGCUAGAUAAACCCAAGUCAACAAUUGAGUCAGCUAAACCCAGUCCCCUACAGUAUUCGCACGAUGAGAGCGAUGAUGAGGAAGAAGUUCCGAAGCCCCAAGACAAGCCUGUUGGAGUAAUUCCCCUCAAAGAAGAUACAAAGACUAGGGAAGUUAUUUCUUUCAAAGCAGAAGAAAGUUCAACAACAAUUCAAACCAACAUCAAAUCUGUAAGCACCAUUGUAGAUUCAGUAGAUAGCCAGGCCAGCAAACCAUUUGAUCCGUUUGCAAGCUUAAAAGACGAACAGAUCCCAACCAAGCAAGAAGACAAGCCCAAGACACCAGCUGAGUCAGUGAAACCAACCCCAACGCAGUAUUCUGACGAUGAAAGUGAUGAGGAGUUUGGAAUUUCAAAGCCCCAAGACAAACCCAUUAGUCAGCCAGCUCCUUUGGUAGCUCCUUCAAUCAGUUCUGGGGAUAAAUCUCCCGUUAAGCCUGAUGAAAAACCAAAGUCGGUCGAGCUCAAAGACGAUAAGAUCCCAACAGAGCUAGACAAACCCAAGUCAACAAUUGAGUCAGUUAAACCCAGUCCCCUACAGUAUUCGGACGAUGAGAGCGAUAAUGAGGAAGAAGUUCCAAAGCCCCACGACAAGCCUGUUGGAGUAAUUCCUUUCACUGGUGCUCCUGAUAAAUCUCCUCUCAAAGAAGAUACAAAGCCUAAGGAAGUUAUUUCUUUCAAAGCAGAAGAAAGUUCAACAACAAUUCAAACCAACAUCAAAUCUGUAAGCACCAUUGUAGACUCAGUAGAUAGCCAGGCCAGCAAACCAUUUGAUCCGUUUGCAAGCAUAAAAGCCGAACAGGACCCAACCAAGCAAGAAGACAAGCUCAAGUCACCAGCUGAGUCAGUGAAACCAACCCCAACGCAGUAUUCUGACGAUGAAAGUGAUGAGGAGUUUGGAAUUUCAAAGCCCCAAGACAAUCCCAUUAGUCAGCCAGCUCCUUUGGUAGCUCCUUCAAUCAGUGCUGGGGAUAAAUGUCCCGUUAAGCCUGAUGAAAAACCAAAGUCGGUCGAGCUCAAAGACGAUAAGAUCCCAACAGAGCCACACAAACCCAAGUCAACAAUUGAGUCAGUUAAACCCAGUCCCCUACAGUAUUCGGACGAUGAGAGCGAUAAUGAGGAAGAAGUUCCAAAGCCCCACGACAAGCCUGUUGGAGUAAUUCCUUUCACUGGUGCUCCUGAUAAAUCUCCUCUCAAAGAAGAUACAAAGCCUAAGGAAGUUAUUUCUUUCAAAGCAGAAGAAAGUUCAACAACAAUUCAAACCAACAUCAAAUCUGUAAGCACCAUUGUAGAUUCAGUAGAUAGCCAGGCCAGCAAACCAUUUGAUCCGUUUGCAAGCGUAAAAGACGAACAGGUCCCAACCAAGCAAGAAGACAAGCCCAAGUCACCAGCUGAGUCAGUGAAACCAACCCCAACGCAGUAUUCUGACGAUGAAAGUGAUGAGGAGUUUGGAAUUUCAAAGCCCCAAGACAAUCCCAUUGGGGAUAAAUCUCCCGUUAAGCCUGAUGAAAAACCAAAGUCGGUCGAGCUCAAAGACGAUAAGAUCCCAACAGAGCUAGACAAACCCAAGUCAACAAUUGAGUCAGUUAAACCCAGUCCCCUACAGUAUUCGGACGAUGAGAGCGAUGAUGAGGAAGAAGUUCCUAAUCCCCAAGCCAAGCCUGUUAAAUCUCAUUUAAAAGAAAAUAUAGGGCCUAGGGAAGUUAUGCCUUUUAAAGCAGAAGAAAGUUCAACAACAAUUCAAGCCAACAUAAUAUCUGUAAGCACCAUUGUAGAUUCAGUAGAGAGCCAAGUUAGCAAGCCUUUAAAAGAUUAUACUCAAGACCCAACAACAAACAAAAGUAUGCCAAUAAAACAACAGCUCCCGGAGGACAGGUCUGAUAUUAUUUCGUAUUGCGAUGAAAAUAGGUCUGUUCAACAGAUCGUGGAGGACACCAUAAGAGCUGGUGAUGCUGAAGUCCAAAAAAUUGUGGACGAAACUCUUAAGAGUGUUCAACAUACAAGAAACUUGGUUAUUGUUAAAGAUCAAUGCGUGAUUGAAGGUCGAUCAGUAGAACAAAUAGUGGAGGAAACACUUAAGAAUGCAAAGCUUAAACCUAAUAUAUCUAAAAAAAUGAUAAUGAGUCCACAAAAGGAUAAUGAGUCAGAAACAAAAGAAGUUAGACCAGUAGCCUACUUUGUAGAGCUUGAUAAUGAACAGAAGUCGUUAGCUCCCGUUAGAAAACCUAUAGUAAAGGCCACACAGCAAAAGGGAACCAAGAAAGAGUCAGGGAAAAUUGUGAGUGAAGUAAAAACAUCAACUAAGACUUCCGUUAGCAAAAGAACUGUAGGGGUCAAAGAUAAAUCCAAAGUCGAUGUUAAGCCCCCAUCUAUUUCCCAAACAAAAGUUAGGUCGACCCCAAAAAGGCAAACACCAGUUAGAAAGACAACAGCAACGGACAAAACAAAAGCGCCACAGAAAACUGAGUCCAGACGUUCUGUCACUAGCUCAACUUCAACCACCACCAGUUCGGCGUCCGCUACGAGUCGUGUUAUAAGUGAAUUACAUUUCGAGAGGUCUGCCAGCCCAGCAUCAAGUUCCAUUUUCUACGAGAGCCACCCGCAUGGCGAUGGUAGUCGCUCCACCACCCCUAGGCCAAGAGUUAAGACGGACGUAACGCAAAUACCCUACAAUGCCUCGACUCGGUCGUUCAGCCCGAAACCAAAGACCAUAAAGUCGGAAAAGACAACUUUUAAACAAACUAAAACUACUGCCACUCGAUCUACCAAAGAACUUACAGAGAAGAGUUCAAAGAAGACUGAUAGAGUCGGUAGCCAAGAGUACAUUGAGAAAAGGAAAACCCCGACACCGUCUGCUACCCACAGAUAUAUGCAGCCCACCCUGGCCCACAGCAUGCGAUAUGGCUUAAGUGGCGAUGGCGACAUUGGCCACAAUCUUUCACUGGCACCCCAAAAGUCACCAGUACCACCAAAAUCGCCAGCUCCGGCCCAACUUAAGAGCUCUCAAAAUACACAUUUAAAAAAAAGUGCCUUGACAAAGUCCACAUCUCAGAUAGCAAAGCAAAGUAACAUGUUUGCUGAAAAGAAACCAAUACAACCCCGUUCCCAGAUCAAAAGAGGCUCACAGAGUGAUAGCAAGGAGUCCCUGAAAAGCACCGACCGCCUAUACAAACGAGAAACAUCCAAAGAAAAUAAACUAACAAACGUGAUAGGCUCCAAGAGCCAAGCAACCAAAAGCAUGAGGACACAAUCAGCUAAUUCAGCCAAGACACUUGCCUACAAAACUUCCAUAGAAACCGACAACAAGCUUCAAAAGAAGACCACAGCCACUAUACAACAGCGCACCAAAGUUCCGAUAAGCGUGUCUUCCAGUGCAAGGACUGCAGCAAAGCUUAGCAAGAGUGAUGACACCGACAAGAGACCUCAGGUAGACAAUAAGAAAACAUUGAAGCGAACGGUUAGCAAAGCAAGUGAGGGAAGCGUCACCUCGUCCACCAUUUCAACCAGAAGUGUGCAGAGCUCCAUGGAGCCCAAGCUGCAAAAGAAGAUGAAGGACUCAAUGAACGAGACGAGUUCGAACUCAGGAAGCGGCACCACCAGUGCCAGUGGUUCUUCGAACAGUACGCGGCGUAGUGUGCGAUCCGUUAGCACGGUAAGUCGCAAGACGGACAAGGACUUGACCAACAUUCGACGGGCAGCGGGCGCUGUCGUGUCGACAUCGACUGUGCGGGUGCAUCGCGAACCAACUGCAACCACCGGCGCUGUUAGCACCGUGCUCGUUGAUGACGACUGUGAGGUGAUAACCAUACGUUCCAUUAAAUCAAGCGAUAGUACAAAAAGUUCUACCUCAUCAUCCUCCGGUAGCGGCAGCAACAGUCGCAAGGUGCUAACCAGCGAGGUAUUCACUAAGACUUUCGGCCCCGAUAAGCCGCUUGAGGUUGUCUACCGGCAGCCUGAGUUCGAUGUAGAACACCACACCAUCAUGUCAGUGCGACCGCCCUCAACAAGUAGCGAUCAACAAAGGUGCAUCAACGAGUUCGAUGUAAGCUUUAUCGACACCACCGACUCCAGUCUCUCGGACUCUGUUGCUCUGCCCAUGUUCGGCUCUGGGGAUCCGGAGCGUCUUUUAGCCGCCAGCCCUGGAUCGCCCAAGCCGACCCGCAGUCCCUUAGCCCUCAUCGAGGAAACCCUGCGUCGCCAGCAACAGCACCACCAUCAACAUCAACAGUACCAACACAGUAGCGUGGUUCAAUCCGGUGCUGGUGCCCUUGAUCCUCCACAGCCCAUGCCAGUGCCCUUCGGAGAGAGUCAACGGGAGGCUGAGGUGGAGGUCGAGAAGAGCAGCACUUCAAGAGCAAACUUGAAUAACUAAAGCCGUCAAACUUAAGCAAUAAUAUACCCAAUAAAAACCCUUCAAACAAUCAACAAGACAAUGUC
Molecule: messenger RNA, 26398 nt
Organism: Drosophila ficusphila
Lineage: Eukaryota; Metazoa; Arthropoda; Insecta; Diptera; Drosophilidae
Product: microtubule-associated protein futsch-like
Exons: 3
Coding region: 2691-26333 (7880 amino acids)
Source: RefSeq, a predicted model, not a curated record